AUGGUAAGAAAAGGAGAACAUGCUGAUGAAGAGGUUGCUUCAGAAAAUUCGAAUAAGAGAAAUAAAGGAAUUUCUAGAAAAAUUCUUAGAUACUUUCCUAUCAUACCAAGAUUACAACGAUUGUUUAUGACAAAACGUACCGCUGAAGAUAUGAGAUGGCACAAAAAUAAGAAAGUCGAUGAUGGAGUUUUACGACAUCCAGCUGACUCCUUGGCAUGGAAAAAAUUUGAUGAAAAAUAUCCAAGUUUUGCUUCAGAUCCACAUAAUGUAAGGCUUGGGCUUGCUUCAGAUGGCUUUAAUCCUUUUGGUUCAAUGAGUAAUGCUUAUAGUAUGUGGCCGGUAGUGUUGAUCCUAUAUAAUCUUCCCCCAUGGCUAUGCAUGAAAGAAUCAAAUCUUUUGUUGUCUUUGCUUAUUCCUGGACCAAAAGGCCCUGGUAUGGAUAUUGAUGUGUAUCUCCACCUCUUGGUAGAUGAUUUGAAAACCUUAUCGGAGAGUGGAAUUGAGACUUAUGAUGCUUUUAUGAAACAAAAUUUUUUCUUGCGUGCUUCUUUGUUGUGGACAAUUAAUGACUUUUCAGCUUAUGGUAUUUUGUCCGGUUGGAGCACUAAAGGUAAAUUAGCUUGUCCGGUUUGUCAUAUACAUACUUGUUCCAUUUACUUGAAAUACGAUCGCAAGCAAUGCUAUAUGGGUCAUCGUAGGUUCUUGGAAAUGAAUCAUCCCUAUCGUCGAAAUAAAAGUUCUUUUGAUAACACAAAGGAAGAAAGACUUGCACCACAAGCUUUGAGUGGAGAUGAUGUGCUUGCACAACUUAACACAUCCUCACAAAUGUUAGUUGACAACAGCACAAGAAAAAGAAAACGAGAUGCAAUAAGAUAUGACAAUUGGAAGAAAAGAAGUGUAUUCUUUGAAAUCCCAUAUUGGAGGACUUUAUUGUUGAGACAUAAUUUGGAUGUGAUGCAUAUAGAAAAAAACAUCAGUGAAAGUGUGAUAGGAACGUUAUUAGAUAUUGAAGGAAAAACAAAGGACACGUUAAAAUCUCGAUUGGACGUACAAGAGAUGAAAAUAAAAAAACCCCUCCAUCCAAUAAAAAGUGGUAAUAAGUACAUACUUCCUCCAGCAAGCUAUACAAUGUCUAAAACUGAGAAGAUUCAAUUUUGUCAGCUCAUUAAAGAAGUCAAGUUUCCUGAUGCUUAUGCUUCUAACAUUAGUCGUUGUGUCAAUGUUAAGGAAGCAAGAAUUUUCGGACUUAAAAGGAUUUUGCCAAAGGAUGCAUAUGAUCCAUUAGUUGAACUGUCAUUAUUGUUUAGCGAUUUGUGCGCUAAAGAGUUUUAUGUGGAGAAGUUAGAUCAACUAGAUAAAAGUAUACGGGUGACAAUUUGUAAAUUAGAACGUGUGUUUUCGCCAACGUUCUUUGAUGUUAUGGUUCAUUUGGUAAUUCAUUUGGAAGUGGAGGCAAAGUUGGAUGGUCCCGUUCAAUUUCGAUGGAUGUAUUACAUUGAAAGAUUUUUGCGCACCUUGAAAGGUUAUGUACGAAAUAAAGCUCGCCCGGAAGGAUCAACUGCCGAGGGAUAUCUUGCUGAGGAGUGCAUGACAUUCUGUUCCAAAUAUUUGACUGAUAUGGAGACAAAGCAAAAUCGUCCGGAUAAAAAUUUUGAUUCUUCUAAUAUCGAACCAAAUGGCUUAUCUGUGGUACAGUUAAAAGAAAAUGGUGAUGGCCGAAUUACCAGUGGAUUACUAGCUUUGGCAAGACGUCCAGAUCCUCGUGCUUAUUGCCAUAAUGGAUAUAUCAUGAAUGGGUUUAGGUUUCGAACAAUGAAAUCUGAGCUAGGUUUGAAAACUCAAAAUAGUGGUGUAGUUGUGAAAAGUGAUGAACAUACAGGAAAUGUUGAUUAUUAUGAAAAGAUAAGAAAGAUUUUAGAGAUCCAAUAUUUGGAUAAUAAUUCAAUCAUAUUAUUCCAGUGUGACUGGUUUGACGUUCCUACUCAAGAUCGUAGUCAAUGUAGAGGUUAUAAAAGGGAUGAAUAUGGAUUCAUAUGUGUAGCUGUGACACGACUCUAUUAUACAAAUGAUCCAUUCAUUUUAGGCUCACAAGCACAAUCUGUGUAUUAUGUUAAACACGAUCAAAAUGAGAAUUGGCAUGCUGCGGUAAGAGUAAGACCACGGAAUUCGUUUGAUUUACCCGAACAAGAAGAUGAAACGGAGCCGUAUCAACUGAUUGAUUUGGUUGAAAGAGGAAAAGUAGAUCUUCAAACAGAGUCCGACAAUGAUGUUAUUAAAAUACAAAGAGAAGACAUUGAUGGAGUGAGUGUAGAUGCACCUUCUCUAAGUAAUGAGGAAGAAGUACACUUAGAAGCUUUUGAUGAAUCUGAUCAUGAAAAUGGAGAUGACUUCAGUGCAGAUGAAGAAUAUCUUUCUGAUGAGUUUGAUGAAAUUGAGGAUGAUGACUGGUUGUAA
Molecule: messenger RNA, 2454 nt
Organism: Nicotiana attenuata
Lineage: Eukaryota; Viridiplantae; Streptophyta; Magnoliopsida; Solanales; Solanaceae
Exons: 4
Coding region: 1-2454 (817 amino acids)
Source: RefSeq, a predicted model, not a curated record